CCUGGUCGAAUGUACUUAUUGUAAGUCGCUUUGGAUAAAAGCGUCAGCUAAAUGCAAUGUAAUGUAAUGUAAUGUAAUGUAAAAAGAGGCUCCUUUGAAAAGACUCAAAUAGGUUUUGGAAACCAAAUUGCAAGAUUGUUGUGUGCUUUUCAUUCUACAGCGAUCAAAACUGCAGAUGACUGGUCUGGUUGGAUUGGUUUAGAUAUAACAACUGUAUGAAGAAGGUUGUAAGAUGUUUUGAAAUGCAUUCCAUCCAUUCUUAAGCACCUUCCUCAGUUCUGACUGAAAGCUUCUUUUUGUAAAUAACAAAUGACACAAAUAUUUUCAGCUAUUACAUGUCUGUAUGUAAAAGAAACGAAUAUCCUCACAGAGAAAUGUAUGCUAUGUUCCAUUCACCCAGUCUCAUAAUACAUGCUCCCUAGCUACAUGAAGCAUAGGAGGUGUAAAGAUUUUCCACUCCACAGGUGAAAGAAAGAGCAUUUAAACCCUUCCAACUCCAAUUGAAAAACAGGAAGGAAUCACUUAUUUGAAAAAGAAAAACAACUGCCACUGACUCGCUAAGUUGGCUGUUUGAAGCAGCUCACAUCCCCAAUUAUUUUGCAAUUUUUCUUUAUUUCACGGUAAAGAUGAGUGGGUGGAUGUAACAUAGAGGAGGGUGAGAAAGAAGCAGAAGGAAAGGGGGGGGGUUGGCUGAGAGAAAGACAAGGAUAGAGAGAUAGAGAGAGGGAACAGAGCAUACUGUGGCUUGGUUACGAUCACACUGACUGCCGUGCUGAGAGAUAAUGUUAGAGGAGCCAGAGAACGUGGAUUUUUUGACCAUAUAACAACUGUUUUUCACCUGGUAUGGAAUACAAGAAUAUUCGGAAGGAAACAGCAUCUUUCAAUCCCCCACCAUCCUUCACUCCCUCUCCAUCUCCAUCAGUUAAAGUCUGAACUUGGAUCUUUUCUCACUUUGCAAACCUUUUUUCCUUUUUCUCAGCUACAUAUCUUCUGCCUUCUUGUCAGGUUUUCUUUUUGCCAAAGAAAUCAACUUGAAAAUACCGAUUCAAGAAUUGUGUUGUGAUUGUCAUUCUGGCCCCUGCUGACACAGCACGUAGGACACUGAACACAAUUGGGAUUUCUGGUGGGCAAACAAGUAAACUCAGAAGACAAGACAGAAAGGGAGUGAUUGACAGCUAUGGCCAGGGAGGAAUUCUAAAUAUUUUUCCUGAAUAUAAUUUUUUUGUGAGACACAUAGACACUUCUACUGCUGCGUAGGUGCAUAUUAAUGUACUUCAGACAAAAUUACAUAAGAGGUUAAACUUUGGAACAUUUUACCACACACUUUUUCUUUCACUGUAGCAUGUUUGUUUUCAUUCCAAGUUGUGUUUGACACAUACAGUAGAAUCAAUCAGAGAUAUUGGAGUAAACACGCCAGGUUCAGUCAUGCACAGCAGGUCGGUCACCUUUGACCUCUCCAUGCUGUUGGGGGUGUUGCUGUUGUGGGGGCCGAUGGAGUCCAGGGGUCAGAAUGACACAGAGCCCAUCAUCCUAGAGGGGAAGUGCCUGGUGGUGUGCGACUCCACUCCUUCAUCCGAGCCCUCCGGGAACGCCCUGGGCAUGUCGGUGCGCUCCGGCUCCGGGAGGGUGGCCUUCUCCGCCAGCCGCCAGACCAACCACGAGCCCACAGACAUGAGCAACCGCACCAUGAUCAUCUACUUUGAUAAUAUUUUGGUGAAUGUGGGCAAUCAUUUUGACCAGGAGAGCAGUGUGUUCCUGGCGCCAAGAAGGGGCGUGUACAGCUUCAACUUCCAUGUUGUAAAGGCCUACAAUAGACAAACUAUUCAGGUCAGCUUGAUGUUGAAUGGCUGGCCUAUGAUUUCAGCUUUCGCUGGUGACCAGGAUGUGACCAGAGAAGCCGCCACUAACGCCGGCCUGGUGAUAAUGGAGAAGGGGGACAAGGUUUACCUCAGAUUGGAGAGAGGAAACCUGAUGGGAGGCUGGAAGUACUCCACUUUCUCCGGGUUCCUGGUGUUCCCCCUGUGAGGAAGGUGGUUGAGGUGUUAGAAAGUGAAGAGUUUAUCGCCGAGUGUGUUUCUUCAGAAAGGUGAUGGAAAGGGAAUCGGAGGUCGCAGUUGUGAGAAAGAAGCAGAGAAAAAAAUAAUGGAUUGAAGAAAUGGAAGGCUUCAAUCUGAAACUCUGAAAAUAUUUGUUCGGUUAUAAGAGAUUACAUUAUAAAAUAGCCAAUGCGCAAAGUGGGCUUCUCUGCUCAAAUUACAUUUGAUUUGAUAAGUGUUUGCAACAUUGCUGUGCUCCACAUGGCAUCCUGUCUAGCUUACAAAUGUGCCCCUCUAUAUGCCUGUUAGUCUCCUGCAAAAUGUUCAUUUAUAUUUCUUUUAAAGAGAAAAUAUUGAAAUAAAAUCCUAUAAUAUUG
Messenger RNA from Gymnodraco acuticeps, 2413 nucleotides. RefSeq names its product cerebellin 12 (gene cbln12). Gene Ontology annotation, molecular function: protein binding. Gene Ontology annotation, cellular component: glutamatergic synapse; synaptic cleft. Bases 1426 to 2025 code for a protein of 199 amino acids. The transcript is spliced from 4 exons. NCBI's taxonomy places the organism in Eukaryota, Metazoa, Chordata, Actinopteri, Perciformes, Bathydraconidae. The record is from RefSeq and is a predicted model, not a curated record.